AUGCAUCUUCCUGUGCUUUUAGCAAACAAGGUAACCGUUGCCUUUCCGCUUCCCUCUCUCUCCUCGCACAAAGCACGCAGCAUUAAUCACAGGUUUUACGGCUAUCACCACUACCACCGUCCGCCGUGGAAGUGGCCGCCGUUCAACUACCACCGGCCAGUGGUACCCAAGAUACCCACAGUACCUAUCCCAAAGGCACCAUCGGUGCCACAAGUGAUACCCACGCCACUCACGCCACCCAUGCUACCCACGCCACCCACUCCACCCCCAACGCCUGCACUGCCGGUCAGUACCCCUAGCGGCACCACCUCCCCGGCAAUCUCUCCCCGUACUGUCCCAGAAUCAGUACUGCCCUCCAUUAACCAAAACCAUUCAGUUCUAUUGCAGUAUACUCUUUUCUCUCCCUCUGCACGAACAGAGGUCUGCAAGAGCCGUCCACUGGACCUUGUCUUCAUCAUCGACAGCUCCCGCAGUGUGCGUCCUGCUGAGUUUGAGAAGGUCAAGACCUUUCUCGCAGACAUGGUGGAUACGCUGGAGAUUGGCAUAGAUGCCACUCGUGUUGCUUUGGUGAACUAUGCCAGCACAGUCAACAUUGAGUUCCUCCUGAAUACCUACUCCAGUAAAGCUGAGAUCAAGCAGGCCUUUUCAAGGAUUGAUCCACUCUCAUCUGGCACCAUGACUGGCCUGGCCAUCAAAACUGCCAUGGAGAAAGCUUUCACCGAGGAGUCAGGUGCCCGGCCACGUUCCAAGAACAUUUCCAAGGUCUCCAUUAUCGUCACGGAUGGUCGGCCCCAGGAUAAGGUAGAGGAGGUGUCUGCAGCAGCUCGAGCCUCUGGGAUUGAAAUCUAUGCUGUGGGCGUAGACCGAGCGGACAUGGCAUCUUUGCGCUUGAUGGCAAGCCAGCCACUGGAUGAGCAUGUGUUUUAUGUGGAGACAUAUGGUGUCAUAGAGAAGCUCACAUCCAAAUUUCGGGAGACACUCUGUGGCUUAGAUGCCUGUGCCCUUGGUCAUGACUGCCAGCACAUAUGCGUGAACAGCAAUCCAUCCUACUACUGCAAAUGCCAAGAGGGAUACGUCUUGAACCCAGACAAGAAAACUUGCUCACUCAAGGAGGAAGCACGGGCAGAGGUGACUCAGGACCCAUGCAUGUGUGAGGCCCAAAUUGCAUUCCAGAAGAGGGUACAAAGUUCCAUCCAGGAACUCACUGGCAAACUAGAUGACAUCACAAGGAGAGUUCAGCAGUUGGACUUGCAGCGAUUCUAG
Chanos chanos (milkfish) is the source of this 1263-nucleotide messenger RNA. It is a transcript of the gene matn3b, whose product is annotated as matrilin 3b. The coding region runs from base 1 to 1263 and encodes 420 amino acids. The transcript is spliced from 5 exons. The record is from RefSeq and is a predicted model, not a curated record. Gene Ontology annotation, molecular function: calcium ion binding. Lineage: Eukaryota; Metazoa; Chordata; Actinopteri; Gonorynchiformes; Chanidae.